CUUCAAUUCAGUCGCUCUCUAACAGUAACAACUAACAUUUCAGACCACAAUGAGAAGCAAAGUAGUGAAUAUCAUUUUUAUUUUUGCCGUCGCUGUAGGAAUCGCUGACGCGUACUUACGUUUGGACAAUGAGUCAGAACUUAGAGAAGCUCAGGCGGCACUGUUCAAUACUAAUUCAGAAUCAGGAUGGCUUUUGCUUAAUUACGUUAGCGAUAGCACGGUGCAUUUUGCAGCAGGAGGAGAGGGCGGACCAGAUGAUGUGGUUCCCCAUUUAGAAGCUGACCAGAUCCAGUACGUAUUGAUUCGUGUAGGAGGAAUACAAGAAGAAGGCACAUCAAAAACAACCUACCGUGAUGUGUUCAUCGCUUGGAUUGGACCUAGCGUCGGCAUUAUCGAAAAGGGCAAGAAGACGGCAUUCCUUGGAGACGCUCAAAAUAUGCUACAACCCUUCCAUGCUAGCAUUACAGCGCUGAACAGUGAUAAAAUUAACAAGGAAAACAUUAUCGAUCGGUCGAAUCCACUUUCUGGUAGUCAAGUAAUUGAGUAAAACAACAGCAAUUUUUGAACUAUCCGUAAUAAACUUACCAUUGCAAUGAA
Bradysia coprophila is the source of this 597-nucleotide messenger RNA. Its product is annotated as drebrin-like protein. NCBI's taxonomy places the organism in Eukaryota, Metazoa, Arthropoda, Insecta, Diptera, Sciaridae. Gene Ontology annotation, molecular function: actin filament binding. Gene Ontology annotation, cellular component: site of polarized growth; cortical actin cytoskeleton; actin filament. Gene Ontology annotation, biological process: regulation of actin filament polymerization. The record is from RefSeq and is a predicted model, not a curated record.